UAGUUCAAAAAUACAGGUAGAUUCACUAUUUAUUCCAUUUUAUUGUAAAAAUUAUAGUCUUUUUAAAAGGAAAUGUCAUCAAGAGGAGGUCCUAGAGCUUCAGGAACAGAUGGUUCAGAUUUUUCUCAUCGCGAACGCGUAGCUUCGCAUUAUAGAGAAAGCGUGAGGCAAAAGAUAAAAGUCAAAGUUUGCAUCUGGAUUCACUUAUUUUUCGUYACUUGUGUUAUAACGUGGUUUGGAUUAUCUUAUACAAGGAAUGUUCAACUUACUCCAGAACCCUGGAUCAUGGCAUGGUGUAUAAGCUUUAUCCCAGCUCUGAUUGGUUUACAGUCUCUACCAAAAAACCGGUCUAACCUGUUAUACAUGUUUGCCUUUGGAAUCAUUGUUACUGGUGUUGGUCCCUUGAUGUAUGGUUCCACCUUCGUUAUUUUAGAGGUUCUUCAAAACAUGUCUGAAGGGAUAGUACCAGCAACACAAGACUGGAGGAUCCUGCCAAUCAAGAUGGCUGUUGUUGCAUUCAUUAUCCAGCUUCAUGCGAUAACAGUGUAUUAUUCAUCUAAGCUUAUUAGUGCGUGGCGAGCAAAGGGAGAGAAGGGCUCAUAAAUCCAAUCAAAACAAUGACAAUUUCGAUUUUAAGACAGAUAUACAGAUUAAUAGUGUAAAUCAUUGCCAGAAUUUCAAGAUAUUUACACUGACUACCAUGCAACCAAUAAUUUACUUGAAUACUCCAGUUUCGAAUUCUCUUUUGUGCAAGCUUAACUUCAAUCAAGGAUACAUUUUUAUCAUCUUCUUUUAGCACAGAGUGUUUGCAUUACAAUAGAAUCUUUGAUGAAUAAAAAGAUUACAUGAUUUCAAAGUUAAUAGAGUGCACGCAAAAAAGCGUGAAAGAAUUCUUAACUAUCAACAUCUAAUAAGAUUUAGUUAUCAACUAACUAAGAAUUCACUGGGGCAUGAACACAAUGCCAGGAAGGAAACUUGUCUCUGUUUAUGCCUCACUAAAUUCUUAGUCAGUUGAUAACUAAAUCUUAUUAGGCGCUAAUUAGUUAAGAAUUGUUUCAUGCUUAUAUGUGGUGUGCACUCUUACUUACUUACUUAUCCCCAUCUUCCCUAGUGGGAAAUAGGGCCGCGACACGGUGACGCCACUCUUGGCGGUCCUUUGAAACUCUACUGCACAAAUAAGAUCUUGAAACUGGAGUAUUGAUGGACGUCUAUUGCUAUUAAAAGUGUGCAGACUUACAACAAUGUAGACUAGUAACCCAACAUGUAAAGAUAACACAAUUAAUUGAUCAGGGUUCGUGCAGGUCCUUUAAAAAUCCUUGAAAAGUACUUAAAUUGAAAACUCGUUUUCAAGGGCACUUGAAACUCCUUGAAAAUUUUGAAAUAGUCCUUGAAAACUCCUUGAAAA
Exaiptasia diaphana is the source of this 1405-nucleotide messenger RNA. Its product is annotated as protein jagunal homolog 1. The record is from RefSeq and is a predicted model, not a curated record. NCBI's taxonomy places the organism in Eukaryota, Metazoa, Cnidaria, Anthozoa, Actiniaria, Aiptasiidae. The transcript has 2 exons. Gene Ontology annotation, biological process: endoplasmic reticulum organization; vesicle-mediated transport. The coding region runs from base 73 to 603 and encodes 176 amino acids. Gene Ontology annotation, cellular component: endoplasmic reticulum membrane.